ACAGAGAGCGAGAAACGGAAGAUACAGAAGGCUUAUAUGUACAGCACAAGCAAAGAGAUACUGCUGUUUUGUUCCUUUAACCACCUGCAUGUGCACUGAUAGAUAGAAUGUGCAAGUGGAAGAUUUAAAUGACAAGAUUGAAUGUGACUCUGCCGUUGCUGCCCCUCCGGCAGGCAGCCCAUUCACAAACAGCGGACCGCUUCAAGCGCUUUGACAGGGGAGCAGAUGAGGAAAUUCUGAGUGACACUUCUCAUGCGUGGAAUUUUUCAUCUUGUUUUCAAUCUCGCUUGUUUUCUGGAGACCAAAUCUUGGCUGUGGUCCAGUUCAUCAGGCUGAGCUGAGGAAGCUGAAUAAAGCCGGGAAGAUAUGCGAAGGAAAAGCAGAGAAGCAAUCAGCGUGAGUGCAGCGUCUGUUUGCACCUGCCACUGAAAAGACAGCUCUGCCAGCACGGCUUUUGUCGUCCGCUUGCCUGCCUUCCUGGCGAAUGAGAGAGGGAGGCCUCUCGGCCGAGGGGAAUGGAAUCCAGCCAUGCGGCUCUGACUGGAGUUGUUGUUUGCCUUGUGCUGUCAGUGGGCAGCCAGUGCCUGCAUUCUCCUCCUGCUGCUGCUACUGACUGUUUCCAGAUCAUCUCCAGUGUGUAGGCUGAAAAUAUUCUCUGCUUGCUUCUGCCCUUCCACUUUUAGCCACUCUUCAGUUGAAGCAAGUGAUAAACAACUUUAUUACUCGAAUCAAAUUACCAGAUGAAUGAUUUGACCAAGUGUUAAGUGUAACUUGAUCAAUUUAAUGCAGGGUUUUUUUGCUCCUAACACUGAUUCUGCAUCUCUGGAGAACUGCGCUGCCCUGAAUAUUUUUCUAUUUUCAUCCCCCGAGGUGCCAUUUUUAUCAUUAUCUGUCUGCCGGUUUUGCAGUGACUGUAGUUUCCAUAGAAAUGAAGAUAUCCGGGAAUCUCUGGAGACUAAGAGCGUUAGAAUGAGGUGAAGAAGAGGCACAGGUUCUGUUUUCUUUAGCCCCCCCGAGUUAAAAGAGGUUUUGAUUCGUUGUGGAGGUCACCUAUGCUGAAUGAGUGUAUGAAGAAUAAGUUUAAGAGAGACGCUUAUUUCCCAGCCGUUUCUUACUUUCGUGGAAGCAAAGAUACAGAGACAGGCUGUUCUGAACUCUCUCCUUUCUCUGAACAGCCUGAUGCAAACACUGAUCUGGAAAGAAGAAUGUGAGCCAUGUAUUGAAUUUGUCCUUCAGUGCCCUGAGGUUGAACUGUGCUCCUGAAUUUUUUCAGUUUUUGGAAUACCUUUUGUAACUUUGUCAAAUAGUGAAUUAUUUCCCCCAUGAAUGUCUGGUGCUAUAAGGAAAGACAAGUUACAAAUAAUACUGUUGUAGCUUUUGUCUUCAAUAGUUGUUCAAUAGUCCUUUGCUAAUCUCAUAGGAUGAUCGCAUCAGUGUUUUGCUGUGGAUGAGAAUGACAUCAGCAAAGAGUGAAUUCCCAGCACUACAACCCAAAGCCGGGUCUCUGACAGAUCAUUUGUGCCUCAUGGAGAGCUGUUAAUUCUCGAGGAAAGGACUCUAUCCUUGAUUUGGAAAGUGGAACAGCUUCACUAAAGUUGGGAUCCAGAUAUAAGACAGAAAAAUGGAUGACUCCAGUAUAUUAAGACGGAGAGGCCUUCAGAAGGAGCUGAGUCUUCCUAGAAGAGGCAGUUUCUGUCGGACGAGCAACAGAAAGAGUUUAAUAGUGACAUCCAGCACGUCUCCAACGCUGCCUCGACCCCAUUCACCACUGCACGGGCAUCCAGGAAGCAGCCCAUUGGACAGCCCUCGCAAUUUCUCCCCCAACACUGCAGCCCACUUCUCUUUUGUACCAGCUAGAAGCCAUGGACACAGGGCUGACAGGACUGACGGUCGUCGCUGGUCUCUCGCCUCUCUGCCGUCCUCUGGCUAUGGAACAAACACCCCCAGUUCAACAGUCUCGUCAUCAUGUUCAUCUCAGGAGAAGCUGCACCAGUUGCCCUUCCAGCCCACCGCCGACGAGCUGCAUUUCCUCACCAAACACUUCAGCUCGGAGAGCAUCACGGAUGAGGAUGGGAGACGAUCCCCAGCCAUGCGUCCGCGCUCCCGCAGUCUCAGCCCUGGACGGUCACCGAUAUCAUUUGACCAUGAGAUUGUCAUGAUGAACCAUGUCUACAAGGAGCGUUUUCCUAAGGCCACUGCUCAGAUGGAGGUGCGUCUGGCCGAUUUCAUAUCCUCCUCAGCUCCUGAAAAAGUCAUGCCUUUAGCUGACGGCGUCCUGAGCUUCAUUCACCACCAGGUUAUCGAACUGUCUCGGGACUGUCUGGACAAAUCUCGUGAGGGUCUCAUCACCUCCCGCUACUUCUAUGAGCUACAAGAGAACCUUGAGAAGCUACACCAGGAUGCUCAUGAGCGUUCAGAAAGUGUGGAGGUGACAUUUGUCACCCAGCUGGUUAAGAAGCUGAUGAUAAUCAUUGCCCGUCCUGCCCGGCUGCUAGAAUGUUUGGAGUUUGACCCGGAGGAGUUCUACCACCUGUUAGAGGCUGCUGAAGGUCAUGCUAAAGAAGGUCAAGGCAUCAAGUCUGACAUCCCUCGAUACAUCAUCAGCCAGCUGGGCCUCACCAGGGACCCCCUUGAGGAAAUGGCCCAGCUGAGCAGCUAUGACAGCGGUAACCCUGAAACGCCAGAGACAGAGACGGAUUCCACAGAUAGUCGAGGAGCAACCGUAAAGCCACCCCAACCUCAGCCUCAACCACAGCCCAAGACUAAAACACCUCGCGAGGAAGACUUCGAGACCAUAAAACUCAUCAGUAAUGGAGCCUAUGGGGCUGUGUUUCUGGUGAGGCAUAAGGAGACUCGUCAGCGAUUUGCCAUGAAGAAGAUCAACAAGCAGAACCUGAUCCUAAGAAACCAGAUCCAGCAGGCCUUUGUGGAAAGAGACAUCUUGACAUUUGCAGAAAACCCUUUUGUUGUCAGCAUGUUCUGUUCCUUUGAGACGAGGAGACAUCUUUGCAUGGUUAUGGAGUAUGUGGAGGGUGGGGAUUGUGCCACUCUGCUCAAGCACAUUGGAGCUCUGCCUGUGGACAUGGCACGCAUGUACUUUGCUGAAACCGUUCUUGCAUUGGAAUACCUUCACAACUAUGGCAUUGUGCACAGAGACCUCAAACCUGACAAUCUCCUGAUUACCUCAAUGGGACACAUCAAACUGACUGACUUUGGCCUGUCCAAGAUUGGUUUAAUGAGCUUAACAACUAAUCUGUAUGAGGGCCACAUUGAAAAAGAUACUCGUGAAUUCCUGGACAAACAGGUGUGUGGUACUCCUGAAUACAUUGCUCCUGAGGUUAUUCUGCGACAGGGUUAUGGAAAACCAGUGGACUGGUGGGCCAUGGGAGUCAUCUUGUAUGAGUUUCUGGUGGGCUGUGCUCCUUUCUUUGGGGAUACACCUGAAGAACUGUUUGGACAAGUCAUCAGUGAUGAGAUAAUCUGGCCAGAAGGUGAUGAAGCUUUGCCUCCUGAUGCUCAAGAUCUCAUCUCCAAACUUCUUCGGCAGAACCCUCUGGAGCGUCUUGGGACAGGGAGUGCGUUUGAAGUAAAACAGCACCGCUUCUUUACUGAUCUGGACUGGAACAGCCUUCUGAGGCAAAAGGCUGAGUUCAUUCCUCAGCUGGAGUCAGAGGAUGACACUAGCUACUUUGACACACGCUCAGAUCGAUAUCAUCAUGUGGACUCAGAAGAAGAAGAUGACACAAAUGAUGACGACCAUUUAGAGAUCCGUCAGUUCUCCUCCUGUUCACCACGAUUCAGCAAGGUGUAUAGUAGUAUGGAGCGUCUUUCCUUGCAUGAGGAAAAACGCACCCCUCCUCCUACUAAGCGCAGUCUGAGUGAAGAGGGAGGAGAGCGGAUCGACAGUCUAAGUGGCCUUAAGUCCAGAGACCGAAGCUGGUUGGUGGGCUCACCUGAAAUUCUCAGGAAGCGUCUCUCUGUUUCCGAGUCUUCUCACACCGAAAGUGACUCGAGUCCACCUCUGACUGUACGUCGUCGCUGCUGCUCGGCCAUCAUCGAAAUGCCUCGGUUUGCCAUAUCCAGUGAGGAGGAUGGAUGUAUGGGGAGCAGGAAGACCCCUGUGAGAGGCCCUCGUGGGGAUGAUCUGCCUCAGGCCAUACCAGAGCUCCCUGUGGAGAGAGAGCUCAGGCUGGAUGAAUCGCCCACCACGCCAGGAUCCACUUCCAGUCAAAUCAGCCAGUCCACACUCACACCUGGUAGUUCUGGUGAUGUGUUGGAUCGAGCUUCUCGAUAUAGUGCUGAAGUUUCUGAAAUCUCCACUCCAAGAGCCAUCAGUGAUUUGGCGGCUCGAAGAGCUCGUCACAGACUGCUUUCAGGAGAUACAGAUAAACACACAUCACGUCCACUUAGCAAAGUCAUCAAAUCAGCAUCAGCUACAACCCUGUCACUUAUGAUCCCUGCUGAUCACCAUGGUGCUUCUCCACUGGCCAGUCCCAUGUCGCCUCACUCUCUCUCUUCUAACCCAUCAUCACGUGACUCCUCGCCCAGCCGAGACCUUUCCCCAGCUGUCUGUUGUGUUAAACCUGCCAUAAUCAUCCACCGAGCUGGAAAGAAAUAUGGUUUUACUUUACGUGCAAUCCGGGUUUACAUGGGAGACACAGACAUCUAUACUGUCCACCACAUGGUCUGGCAUGUGGAGGAUGGAGGACCUGCUCAUGAGGCUGGACUGAGAGAGGGAGAUCUCAUCACACAUGUUAACGGAGAGCCUGUCCAUGGACUUGUGCACACAGAAGUUGUUGAGCUCAUUCUCAAGAGUGGCAGUAAGGUGUCCAUCUCUGCUACACCCUUUGAGAAUACAUCAAUUAAGGUUGGUCCUGCACGCAAAACCAGCUACAAGUCCAAAAUGGCCCGGCGCAACAAAAGAACCAAAACUAGAGAAGGACAAGACAGUAAGAAGAGGAAUUCCCUCUUCCGUAAGAUCACCAAACAGGCGACUCUUCUCCACACCAGUCGCAGCCUGUCCUCUCUGAACCGCUCGGUCUCUUCUGGUGAGAGUGUCCCAGGCUCUCCUACACACAUGUCGCCUCGUUCACCCACACAGGGCUGCCGUUCAACACCUGACUCUGCCCACUCAGUUGGUGGGAACUCAUCCCAAAGUAGCUCACCUAGCUCCAGUGUGCCAAACUCUCCUGCCAGUUCUGGCCAGAUCAGACCCAGCUCCUUGCAUGGUCUGGCUCCCAAGCUGCAGCGCCAGUACCGUUCCCCCCGCCGAAAGUCUGCAGGCAACAUCCCUUUAUCCCCUCUGGCCCGUACACCAUCGCCCACUCCACAGAGCACUUCUCCCCAGCGUUCUCCUUCUCCCCUGCCAAGCCAUGGGCUCAUCACUUCUUCAAUAGGCCAGUCUUUUCCUGUCAAACUGCACUCUUCGCCUCCAUUAGUAAGACAGAUAUCCCGGCCAAAGAGUGCAGACCCUCCUCGCUCUCCUCUGCUCAAACGAGUCCAGUCUGCAGAGAAACUCGCCGCCUCUCUUUCUUCUUCAUCCUCCUCUCCUUCUCCCUCAUCUGCUGCUGAUAAAAAGCUUCCAGUUGGUGCCAGCCGCAAACACAGUCUUGAUACCUCACAUUCAGAGUUUAAAAAAGAGAUGCUGCAGCGAGACCCUAGUUUACAGAGCCUGCAGGAGUCAGCCAGUGAGACUCUGAUGGGAGGAAGAGUGUCUCCUGCAGAAAAGGGCAGCCUGCAGAAAAGUUCAGUGCGUAAACUGGGCAGACAAGAAGGUCCAGAAUCUGGAACAGGAACUCUGGGACUUGUUCCUGGAAAGAGUAAAUUGAAAGACAAGUUGUCUGCCAUACGUGCUGAACGCCGUGAGUCUCUUCAAAAGCAGGAUGCCAUCCAUGAAGUGGAUUCAUCUGAAGAUGAGACAGACGAAGGGUCGGAAGACAGCCAAGAUGGGCGCAGGACAAGCUAUGCUCCUCCUAGCCAUGUCUUGAGGCCUACAACUGUAAUGGCCUCUCCCCAUACCAUAAGAAUGGGGCCAGCGGCACCACCAACACUGGGACUUAUUCCUUCAACAGUUGCACCCCCAGGCUCACCUCAGCUCAUCAGAGGACUGCAGAUUCAAAACCAAAGUACCACUCAAUCUCAGACACAGACUUCAACCUCACAGCCAAUGCAAGCUGCAGUUAAGCCCCCAGAACAGAAACCAAUAACCUCUGUUAAAGACUCAAGUUCAACGAUAAUUGAGGACUCGAAAAAGGAGUCACAGGCACAAGACAUUCAGUCCAGGCCUUCUCCACAUCAACCCAGUCCUCUGUCUAGUACCUUUUCCACCCAAGGCAGCGCCUUUACCUCCGUUAGUAAAGACCCAUUUGUCAAGCCCACCACACCUCCAUUGGAUCCCCGGAGGACCCCCAAAAUGUCUGAGCCAAGGUCAAAAAUCAGUGGUAGAAUUGAUUCUAGCACUACUUCUGGAGUAGCCAGGGAUACCCCAGUUGCGACUACCCCAACAGGAGGAAUCACUAAGGAGAUGAAGGAGGCUGACAAUCGCAGACAGGCUGCAGCUGCCGCUGCUGCUACUGCCGCUGCUGCUACCACCUCUGCAUCCACUGCCUCUGAAAGUGGAGUGGAUAAAGUUGUGUCUCAGCUAGCCACUGUGGCCAAGAGUGUGCUUGGACCUGUCAAGCUGAAUAUCCCAGGCACUAAAGAGACCUCGGAACGAACAAAGGACCAGCGUACCCAGGCAGAUGCCACCAACCCAAAGAUAAAAGAAUGUCGCCUGGAGCAUCCUGAUUCCCCUGACCAAUUGAGUUCAUCUGCUGCUUCAGGCUCCCAGUCUCCACGACUGACUGAAUCUCCAUCUAAACAAACAUCAUCCAAAUCUGAGCCAGCCUCAACUUCUCACAGACCUUUAGAGGUCCCUGGGACUUCCAAAAGACAAACUUCUCCAAACCCCCAAGCUAGGGAAGAGCAUCAGGAUAGGUCAGGAACUCUGCAAAGUGGCACCACAUCAAGGCCUAGGUCUGAAGCACAAUCACAGACCCAGCAGGCAAAGCCCAGUUCCACUGUGUCACGAGAUAAAUCCAACAAGACAACGUAGCAGCCUUGCAGAAGACCCAGCUUUAACUUAACACGCCUAUUAACAGACAAAUACAUAUUGUAACGCAAGGCAGUUGUGUUGUUUAAUGUCAAUAUCCGUGUGAAAUGAUUGUGGAAAGGGAGAUGAUGUUUACAGGUGAGCCCAACAGCUUUAUUUCAGAAGGUUUUAUGCUCUGCCAUUCAUAAAUAAUUGAGGCUAUGUUCUUUUUUUUUUGUUUGUUUUGCUUUUCUUGCUUUUCCUUUUUAACUAUUUUUUCCUCAGCAGCCACAAAAACUAGAAAAAAAUGUGUAGUUCUGCCCUCUGAGAGAGAGCGCAACCAUGUCCACUAUAGCAGUGUAUUACCUCUUCAUAUUAUCUUUAUAUUACUUUAAGAAUCUUUUAUUGUAGUAGGUAUAGUUGUGCCUUAAAGCUCCACCUCACACUUUCACUUGUAUUUCUUUCUGCCUAUUCAUCUUUGGAAGAAGACAUAUUGCAGCAAUAAGAGUAGCGUAUCUGGAGCAAUUUUUACUAACACACAGCUGAUUGCAUCACACUUGUAGAAUAAGAAAACCAAACUGUUUGCGUUUUUUUUUUCCUUCUUGCACUCAUCUCAGCUUUCAGUUGUGUUGAUAUGCUGAGAUGUAUGUCUAUGAAUAUCAACCUGAAAUGUUCACAGCCAUCACCAAUGUUGAGACUGAAACUGACAGUGGUAUCGCUGGUGUAAAUUGGCAGAAUGACAGCCAUUAAGUGCACAAAUGACAUCCUUACAUGUUACUCAGUGCUCGAAAUUAAAAGAUGUUGCUAAAGAUUAUUUGGAAUUACUCAUGUUGUGAUCUUUGGCCAUUAUUCACAUCCCAUUAAAGUUAUGUAGUUACAGUUUUACCUUUGCAGUUUCAGUUUCAUCCAUUGUUAAACAUUUCGAAUGGACCAUUUUAUUUCUUGCUCAGUUUGCAUAUUUUAUUUCCCCUCAUUUUAAUAUCUGGACCAAUUUGCUGAUGUCUCUGUAUAUCUGUUUGCCUCGUUGUUUUUAUUUCGGCAGACUUGUGUCUGGAGUGAGUGCGUGUGUGUGUGUGUGUAUGUCUGUGUACAGAAGCAUGUUUGAGUGUGUGUGUGUGUGUUCUUAUAUAAUGUAUAUUUAAAAAAGUCUGUUCUUUAAUUGUUUUAUGCCCUAAACAAUGGGAGUGUGUAUUUGAUUGGUGUCCUACAUUGGCCAUAUCAGCUCUGUCUGAUUCAGCCCUUUUGAUGUAUUUGCACAAACCCUUUUUUUAUUUUGUGUGUCGUUAAUAUGAAAACCAAUAAAUACAGUAUCCAAUUAGAUCCCAGACUUGGUUUGGGGUCUUGAGGGGUUUGACCAGUAA
Messenger RNA from Danio aesculapii, 8430 nucleotides. It is a transcript of the gene mast2, whose product is annotated as microtubule associated serine/threonine kinase 2. Lineage: Eukaryota; Metazoa; Chordata; Actinopteri; Cypriniformes; Danionidae. Gene Ontology annotation, cellular component: microtubule cytoskeleton. Gene Ontology annotation, biological process: peptidyl-serine phosphorylation; intracellular signal transduction. Gene Ontology annotation, molecular function: protein binding; ATP binding; magnesium ion binding. The record is from RefSeq and is a predicted model, not a curated record. The transcript is spliced from 28 exons. The coding region runs from base 1622 to 7093 and encodes 1823 amino acids.